This is a messenger RNA of Micromonas commoda, 1245 nucleotides long. RefSeq names its product 2OG-Fe oxygenase protein. Bases 1 to 1245 code for a protein of 414 amino acids. NCBI's taxonomy places the organism in Eukaryota, Viridiplantae, Chlorophyta, Mamiellophyceae, Mamiellales, Mamiellaceae. The record is from RefSeq and is a predicted model, not a curated record. The transcript is spliced from 2 exons. Gene Ontology annotation, molecular function: dioxygenase activity.
AUGUCCACCGCCGCGUUCUCCCGCGGGCCAUGCGCGACGGCAUCGACAUCCGCGUCGACGUCCCCUGCUCGCGCGCGCCGUAUCGCCCCGCGUCGGCCCUCCGGAAGAGCGCGCGGGAGCAGGACCCGACGCGGGGCUUCUCCGAGGGCGCCGGAGGCGUCCGCCGCAUCCGCCGCGACGUCCACCUUCUCCGCGCUCCCCGUGCUGCAGCUCCCCGACGAGGACUGCACUCCGGAGGAGGAGGCGGCGUUCUGCGUUCGGUUGAGGGACGUGUGCCACACGGUGGGCUUCUUCUACGUCGCCAACCACGGGAUAGCCCCGAAGGUCACCGUCGACGUGUUGGAAGCCUCGCGCGCCUUCUUCGCCCUCCCUCACGACGUCAAGCAAGGCAUCGCCAACGUCAACUCUCCCGCGUUCAGGGGAUACGUCCGCCUGGGCGCGGAGAACACCGCGGGCAGGCCGGACUGGAGGGAACAGAUCGAGAUGGGGGUGGAGGCGGACGCGCCCGGUGAAGAGACGGGAGCGGAGGCGGACGCAGCAGGAGUCGACGCGGACGCAGCAGGAGGAGUCGACGCGUACACAGCUGGCGACCGUCCGGUGUACGACGUCCUCGUGGGUCCGAACCAGUGGCCGGAGGAGAGCGCGUGCCCGGGGUUCAGACGACGCGUGACCGCGUUUCUGGACGACGCGGCGUCGCUCUCGAGGCGUCUCAUGGAGCUCCUGGCGUUGAGUUUGGACCUGCCCAGAGACUUUUUCGACGACGACUUUCGAGGGCGACCGAACGUUCAGGCGAAGAUAGCGUCGUGCCCGUCCGCGCCCGAGGGUUCGCCUUCCUCGGCUUCCUCGUUCGGCGUGGGCGCGCACACGGACAGCGGGUACCUCUCGCUGCUGCUGCAGGACGACGUGGGGGGACUGCAGGUCCAGAACGGGCACGGGGAGUGGAUCGACGCGAUGCCAAUCGACGGCACGCUGGUGGUAAACCUCGGCGAGAUGUUGCAGCUCAGGACGCGCGGGUACUACCUGGCGACGCCGCACAGGGUGGUGUCCAAGGCGGCGUCCGGUGCGGGGUCGCCGCCGCGGUUGAGCGUGCCCUACUUUUGGAAUCCACGUCUGGAUGCGGUGAUCGAACCGAUGGAGAGCCUUCCGGAGACGCUGACGUGGCUGAGGCCGGAGCCGGAGGACGUCGCGGAGACGCGAUCGCACGGCGACGGAGGCAACAGGCUGAUCGGUCUCACCCCGAGGUGA